Messenger RNA from Daphnia magna, 2153 nucleotides. Its product is annotated as calphotin. The transcript has 4 exons. The record is from RefSeq and is a predicted model, not a curated record. Lineage: Eukaryota; Metazoa; Arthropoda; Branchiopoda; Diplostraca; Daphniidae. The coding region runs from base 88 to 1752 and encodes 554 amino acids.
GACGCACGGCGGUAGCUUUUUAGCCCCUUUAAAAAGGGCGGCGUGGCGAGCGGAUAGUCACAUUCAGUCGACCAACUCCAACACAAGAUGAAGUUCUCUUUGCUUGCACUUUUCCUAAUCAUCGCCGUCGUGUGCGUCCAUUCGGCGCCCACCUUCCCCAGGAGGAAUCGAGGAGGUAGCCGCUCCGUUGAAGCCGAAGCUAAAAAGGAAGAGCCCAAGAAAGAAGAGCCCAAAAAGGAAGAGAAAAAAGCGGAAGGAGGUAAAAAGGAGGAAGGAGGCAAAGGCAAAGGAGGCGCUAAAAAAGAAGCCGAAGCUGAAGAAGGUGAAGAAGGCGAAGGUGGUGAGCGAAGGAAGCGCGCCAACAGGAACGACUCGUGGAAGUCGUUGACCUUCUUCAAACAGCAAACCGUCAACAUCGACGGAGUGCAUCCGGCCGCCACAGCUGAAGCCCAGACCGACAUCAGCGACGCCAAGAAACGCUCGCCAACCAACACGGGAUCGGCUUCCGGCGCAGUCGCAACUCCCGCCGUCGUGCCCGUCUUUGAAGUUCACGAUUUGAGCGGAGUAGAUCACAGCACAGUUCCAAAGGACAUUCAGCCCUUCGAGGUGGUCGACAUUGCCGGACACACCGCCGAAACGCUUCCGGCCGACGUCAUCCCCGUCGAAAUCAUUCCAGUCGUCGGCGCCUCGGCCGGGAGUAUCUUUGAAGUUCACAAUCUCGACGGAGUUUCGCCGGAUGAUGUUCCAGAUGAUGUGGCCGUAUUCGAAGUGGUCGACAUCUCCGGACACACGGCCGAAACCCUUCCGACCGACGUCACGCCCGUUGAGAUCAUUCCGCUGGUAGACGCGUCGGCCGGAGCGAGCGUUGCCAGCGAUGGAGGACCCGUUUCCGCAUCGGCCGGAGCAUCCACUGCAUCCAACGUCGAAGUCUUUGAAGUCCACAACCUCGACGGAGUCUCUCCCGACGAUAUUGCAGAUGAUCUCGCCGUGUUCGAAGUGGUCGACAUCUCCGGACACACGGCCGAAACUCUUCCGGCUGACGUCAUCCCAGUUGAGAUUAUCCCGAUCGGAACAGUAGCCGGAGCCACUGCCACCAGCACCGAUGGAGGAUCCUCAGUUUCGACCGGUGUUUCCGUUCCAGCCGUCGUUGCUCCAGUCGCUCCAGUCGCUCCAGUCGUUCCAGUCGUUCCAGCCAUCACUGCCAUUUUCUACCCAACUACUCCAACGCCGUACGUUGCACCGGUUGUUACGCAAAUCAUUCCGAUCGCCAAACCAACUGCGGCUCCUGAAAUCAUCCCGAUUCCAAGACCGACUGGAACUCCGUACGUAGCCCCUGAAGCCCCUGCUUACCAGGCUCCUGAAGUGGACGCUUACGCCGCACCCGAAGUGGACGCUUACGCCGUCAGCGCCACCGAGGGUUACGCCGUCGAGGCUGAAACGGAAGCUGCCGAAGUGGAAGAAACCGGAACGGAAGGAUACGAAGCCGAAGGUGCCGAUGCCGAAGAAGCCGAGGUGGAAGAGUACGAAGGCAAAGGUGGAAAGGACAAAGAAGGAAAAGCAAGCAAAGGAUACAACAAUUCAAGCAAAGGAAGCAAAGCAAACAAAUACGGUAAAGGCAAAGAAGGCAAAGAAAGCAAAGAACGUAAAGAAGGCAAAGAACGUAAAGAAGGCAAAGAACGUAAAGGAAGCAAAAACGAAGGUGGCAAGAGCGGAGGUGAAGGCGGAUCUGAAAGUGCCGAAGAAGAGGAUUAAACCAUUUCAUUCCAAUUCGACCACCAAUCAUCUGGAAAUUAAUCUCGAAAUGAUAACCACAUCAAAAAAUGAACUAUUCGAGCUGAAUAGUGUUUCACUCUCAACUCUUUUAGCCUUAACCCCCCCACGUAUACAUUUUUUAAAAAAUAUUAUAUAUAGACUUUGACAAAAGAUGUGAAUUCUCAUUGGAACGGACAUCCCCAUUCUCAUCGCCGCCCUCCGUUUCCUUCGUCCGUUGCCUUCGUCUCUUAAGAAAUCAAAUCUACUUCUACAUGAAUAUAUAUAGGCUAUAAAUAAUGCAUAGACCUACUCGAGUCCUUUACAACAUGAUGCCUUUUGUUUUCUGAACAAUAACAAGCGUCUAAAUAAACAGUGGUGUCUCUAUCCAAACACAAACCUGA